GCGAACGCUGGUUUUCCCUCGGCAACCAACUGGGCUCCCCAGAACUCAAGCGCAUGGUUUUCUGGAACAGAAAAUGCUCUCGGAGCGGUCUCGGAGCACGGUGCAACUCUUGGGGAACAUGCUUGCCAAUUCAGCCAGCGUGCGGAUUCUCAUCAAGGGAGGCAAGGUGGUGAACGAUGACUGUACCCACGAGGCUGAUGUCUACAUUGAAAAUGGCAUCAUUCAGCAGGUGGGCCGGGAGCUCAUGAUCCCCGGAGGGGCCAAGGUGAUCGAUGCCACCGGGAAGCUGGUGAUCCCUGGAGGCAUUGACACCAGCACCCACUUCCACCAGACCUUCAUGAACGCCACAUGUGUCGACGACUUCUACCACGGGACCAAGGCCGCGCUGGUGGGUGGCACCACCAUGGUCAUUGGCCACGUCCUGCCCGACAAGGACGCCUCUCUGGUGGAUGCCUACGAGAAGUGCCGGGGUCUGGCCGACCCCAAGGUCUGCUGUGACUAUGCCCUCCACGUGGGGAUCACCUGGUGGGCACCCAAGGUAACAGUNNNNAUGGAGACUCUGGUGCGGGAGAAGGGUGUCAACUCGUUCCAGAUGUUCAUGACCUACAAGGACUUGUAUAUGCUUCGAGACAGUGAGCUGUACCAAGUGUUACACGCUUGCAAGGACAUUGGGGCAAUUGCCCGAGUCCAUGCUGAAAAUGGGGAGCUCGUGGCUGAGGGUGCGAAGGAAGCACUAGAUUUGGGUAUCACAGGCCCAGAAGGAAUCGAGAUCAGCCGUCCAGAGGAGCUGGAAGCUGAAGCCACGCACCGAGUCAUCACCAUUGCAAACAGGACUCACUGUCCCAUUUACCUGGUCAAUGUGUCCAGCAUCUCGGCUGGUGACGUUAUUGCAGCUGCUAAGAUGCAAGGGAAGGUGGUGCUGGCCGAGACCACCACGGCCCACGCCACGCUGACAGGCCUGCACUACUACCACCAGGACUGGUCCCACGCGGCCGCCUACGUCACGGUGCCUCCCCUGCGGCUGGACACCAACACCUCGACCUACCUCAUGAGCCUGCUGGCCANUGAUACUCUGAACAUCGUGGCGUCUGACCACCGGCCUUUUACCACGAAGCAGAAAGCCAUGGGCAAGGAGGACUUCACCAAGAUCCCGCACGGCGUGAGCGGUGUCCAGGACCGCAUGAGCGUCAUCUGGGAGAGAGGGGUGGUUGGAGGGAAGAUGGAUGAGAACCGGUUUGUGGCGGUUACCAGCUCCAACGCAGCGAAGAUUCUCAACCUGUAUCCCCGCAAGGGCCGUAUCAUCCCUGGAGCCGAUGCCGACGUGGUCGUGUGGGAUCCGGAAGCCACAAAGACCAUCUCGGCCAGCACCCAGGUGCAGGGCGGAGACUUCAACCUGUAUGAGAACAUGCGCUGUCACGGCGUGCCGCUGGUCACCAUCAGCCGGGGCCGGGUGGUGUACGAGAACGGCGUGUUCAUGUGUGCCGAGGGCACCGGCAAGUUCUGCCCCCUGCGGUCCUUCCCGGACACGGUCUACAAGAAGCUGGUGCAGAGGGAAAAGACUUUAAAGGUUAAGGGCGUGGACCGCACUCCCUACCUGGGGGAGGUAGCUGUCGUCGUGCAUCCUGGAAAAAAGGAGAUGGGAACGCCGCUGGCCGACACUCCCACCCGGCCCGUCACCCGACACGGUGGCAUGAGGGACCUUCACGAAUCCAGCUUCAGCCUCUCUGGUUCUCAGAUCGAUGACCACGUUCCAAAGCGAGCUUCGGCUCGGAUCCUCGCUCCCCCCGGAGGCAGGUCAAGUGGCAUUUGGUAAAGGCACUGACCAGCCCCCCAAGGAGGACGCACCGCUGCCACCAGCCUGCACACCCUCAGCCGCAGCUGCAGGGGGGGGAGAGGCCGGGCUGGACGGCACCAUCUGAGAGGGCCACGGGACCUGGGGGGCCCUCCCCGUGUCUGCCACGUGAUUCACUGUGCUUCGAGCCAACCCUAACAGGCACUUUGAGAUGUGUUCCUGCUGCAGUCCUCUCCUGCCUCGCCUCGGCAGGCUUUCCUGGGGCCCAGGAAGCCCUUACUAUGCAGAGCCCUGGCAUAGGCCCCGCCCAGCCCCUGCUCUCCCCCGACCCCACCCCCUCCCCGUCCUGGCUUUGGGAAAGCCCAGUCUUUAGUGCCCUGCCCCUGGCCCACCGGCCAGUUGCCCAGAGCACUUUAGCAGAUGUGUUUUUAAGAAAGGACUCUCCUGUCCCCGUAGGCCUGUGGUCACUUUCCCGAGUCAGACAGGUGGUAGCUUCCCAGCCACGCCCAGGACAUUCCCUGCCGGUGUGGUUGGGCCCCCGGGAUGGGUGUGGCUGGAACACUCUGCGCCCUCUGCCAGCUUCUCCCUCUCCCCCCACCCAGCUCCCUGGGGCAUGCCAGGCCCCGAGGGGCCGGCUGGGUGGGUGUGAGGCUGGUGCCAGGCGCGUGUACAUGAUUUCGUUUUGCACGUUUGGUUUGCGCAGUGGUUUGGUUUGACUUGUUCGUGCAUCCUGUGAAAAAUAACGGUGCUUCGUGACACUAGCAUAGCAUAGAAACAGGAAUAGAUGUGGACCUUAGGAGAUGCUGCACUCGACACCAACCAGAUGCACCAACCAGGGUGCAGUAGGAUGGGGUCCUGGACUCACAGGCCCCUCUGCUCCCCUGCUGGAGUCUUCCAGGCUGCCAGAGGCCCUUCCCAGGCCCUCGUCCCUCUCCUCCCGGUCUCGUUGCCUACAGCCUGGGAGGGUACCCGGGGUACUGGCCCCGGACACCUUCAGGGUGUGGGGUGGCCUUCCCCAUCUCUGGCCCUGGUCAUCCCAGCACUAACCCCCACUUCCCCCCCCCCAACACCAGCUGCCUAUAAACUCCCCCUGCUGGACAGAGGCCUAGUCCCUUCUCCUGUGUGAUUGGCAAGAGGACUCCUGCCUGCUAAGAGAGGGGGAGCAGUGGGGGAGCUGAUGCCAGGACGGGAGAGCCGGCCGGCAGGACCUGGCUGAACGGCCUGUGCUGAGCAGCCCACCGUCCCGGGCUCGUGGCCUCCUCCUCCUCCCACAUCCCUGCCUCUGAAGCUCCAGGAAGUGUCCAUGCAACUCCAGAGGCCAGGUGGCCUCCGUCCACCUGAGGGACCUGGGGAGCGACCGCCUGCCCUUGGGGAGUGCUUUCAUGUUGCAGUCGGUUGGAGCACCCCAGCCUCGCACUGGGCUGCUGGACCUUGAGCUAACAGUCAUCCCCGCACGCCUCUCUGGUGCUUUUCCUCUAUGACCUCUCAUUUCCCCUCAUGACCGCAGAGCAUCUACUCUCCCCAUUUCACAGAGGAGACCUAGAAAGGUCAGGCCCACUGUCCCUAGAAGUAUCCCUGACACAUCUGCUAUCUACCCCAGCUGUAGAGGGGAGCAGCAGGGGACACCUCCUCGGGUAGACCCCACCGAGGAGCUUAACUAAGGAACACUCGACCCCCCCCCAGCUAGGUUUCUGCUUUGUUUGCACAGGUAGAUGGAUUUUCUUGUAAACAAACUAAUGCAAAUCCACUGUUCGAGCCAGAACGAGCUAACCGAGCUAACCGUUGGAGGCCUGCCAUGUGGCCUGAGCUGCGUCCAUGUCCGCUCAUCUCCCUUCGUGCUCGUUUGCCCACUUAGGGGCUGAGAGGGUGGACACACAGGUCAGGGAACAGAGGUGGGGGCCUCAAAGAGGGGGGCAGCCGUGGGCACUGCGGGAGAGGCCAGGCCUGGGAGACCAUGGUGCUGGCCCCUUGGUCCAGUGCACAUCUCUACCCCGUCGGCCCUUGCUGGGUCAUGGGCCUGGGCAGAUGCCAAAGAGCCGAGCAGUGGUAGUGGCCAGCGGGCAGAGUGUCCCUGCCAGGGCCAGGAAAGCUUUACCUUCUCUGAGUGCCUCCGCCCAAAGGAUGGUGGUCCCCGCGGCGCAGGAGACCCCGGCUUGGAGUGGCCCACUGUGCAGCCUUCCAUUUCACCCCCUCCCAUCCUUCCAUGGACCCUACCCUUCCCCAGGAGCUUCUAGAUGCAAAUCAGAAAGAGGUUCAAGGAACCAAAUGAACCGCCAGCCGCCCCACUUCUUGCCUCCCUGCAGAGCUUCAGCCAGCUCCAUCACCAGCCUCCCUCCCUCGCCCCCCCCCCCCAUUGCAAUGAAGAGGGUCUCUGGUUGCACUGAAUGCAGCUCUCGAAUUGGUCUUGUACUUGCUGAAUAAAUACUGUUGUUUUUGCCUUAGCUGCUCUCUAGGUUUGUGGGUUAAGUUACCAGAAAAUUGUACUCCUGUGUGCGUGUGUGCGUGCGUGUGUGUAGUGCUAGAGUCCACAGUAGGUCUCUGUCAAGCCAAUGCCGUGACGAGGGCUUUUCCACUCCCGACCCAGAAAACGCAGAAGCACCGGAAGCCCCCCCCAGCCCCGCCAGCCGGGGGCAGGGAGCCGCCAGCGCCCAAGUGACUUCCUCACUCCUCUGUUAAUGUCAUGGUGCUAAGGUUGUGUCACCUCCAGACGACACGCGGUCCUGUGCUUUGGCCACCUGUUGGAGGCAAAAACAAAACAGCCCAACACGUUGUGUUCUGGUGCAGGUUUGUAUUAAACUGUAGCUACUUCUCA
Messenger RNA from Condylura cristata (star-nosed mole), 4604 nucleotides. RefSeq names its product dihydropyrimidinase-like 5 (gene DPYSL5). The record is from RefSeq and is a predicted model, not a curated record. Lineage: Eukaryota; Metazoa; Chordata; Mammalia; Eulipotyphla; Talpidae. Bases 74 to 1813 code for a protein of 579 amino acids. The transcript has 13 exons. Gene Ontology annotation, cellular component: cytosol; cytoplasm. Gene Ontology annotation, molecular function: hydrolase activity, acting on carbon-nitrogen (but not peptide) bonds, in cyclic amides.